AUGACGGCUGGCCAUGACGAUCCGUCAAUAGCCAAUGCGACUUCCUUGGAUGCUUCAACAGCGAACGCGCUCCCGUCUGUGCACUCGACUCAGCAACCACCUCUAGACGCUUCCUCGACCGAUGCGCCGGCUACUACAACGACAUCAAUCAAUGCUCCGAUAGACCAUGCCACUUUUCGACCCGCAAUAAACCCCUUCUCUCCAGCUACAGAGGAAAUCCUGAAACGUCUCCCGCAAAACUCGCUCUCUGCUGUUCAUGGUACGACAGAGUGGGAAGCUGCCAGGAAUGCCGUGCUGAAGAACAUGACUACUACAACUUCUCUUGACAAUCCAAAUGAAAACAGCACUGGUUUGAGAGUAAAAGAAGAGGACGUUGAUGUACAAAUGGAUGCUACUACGCCCGUGGUGAGAGGUGGUCGAGGAAGGAACCGCGGAGGACGUCCACGAGGUAGCAGAGGAAGAGGCAGAGGUAGGGGCGCUCUGACUGGAGACGCCACGACUCCUGCAUCAGCAGCAGCUACAGAUUCACCAACUUCAACGGGUAGAGGUCGUGGCCGUGGAAGAGGAGGCAGACCAAGAGGAAGAGGCGGAAGAGGCGGCAGGAAGCCAUUGGCAGAAGGCAUCAAGAUCCAUGAAGUCAGUUCAGACAGCGACGACGACGAUUUGGUCGACGAUGCCGAGUCUACUCCUCUGGCGACGACUUCUCGUUCUGGUCGAGCAAUCACAAAACCAACUACUUUCGUACCCGUCAUACCAUCUCCCACCUCUGGCGUUAAACGUAAGCGUCACUGGGGACGCAGGAACCCGGAAUUGGCAGUCUGCAAGGCUUGUCUCCGACCUCACAGUCCAGCCACCAACAUGAUAGUCUUUUGUGAUGGCUGCAACACUCCCUACCACCGCUACUGCCACUAUCCUCCAAUCAGCCAGGAGGUCGUGGAUGUUGCUGACAUGGAAUGGUACUGCUCAGAUUGUACCGUACGACCGCCGCCAGAGGUCGACAUUGGCUCCUUUGUCUCGGGAGGAGAGUUGACAGAAGAACAAAAACGUGAUGUCCUGACAUUACUCCCAACACACACGCUUGUCGACUUGUUACUACGAGCAGAUGGAUCACAUCCAGGACUGGCACUGUUCCCACCAGGAGCUUACCAAACACCAAUACCCAGCACACUUGAAGCCCUACUUGAUCCUCCCAAAUCUGCGGUCGAACCCUUACCACCAAAUCCACCAGAGCCUCGAUCGGACGACUCUGAACAAGCCUACUACCCUCUACCAGUCCGACCAGAUGAUGAUGUGGACGAAGGGUAUAACGAACUCGACAAUCCUACCGCAAACUAUCCAAGACCUGGUCAAGGAUUGGCAGCGUUACUUCCUCCCGAGGAAACACAUGUCGAUUGGCUGGUGGACGACAAUGAAGAAGUCUACAGCCAUUUUGUACCGGCUGAACGAGCUGGAGACAUGGAUGCGACCAUGGCAGGCGCUGGUGAGAUUUACGCCUGA
Messenger RNA from Aureobasidium subglaciale EXF-2481, 1497 nucleotides. RefSeq lists its product as uncharacterized. The coding region runs from base 1 to 1497 and encodes 498 amino acids. Lineage: Eukaryota; Fungi; Ascomycota; Dothideomycetes; Dothideales; Saccotheciaceae. The record is from RefSeq and is a predicted model, not a curated record. Gene Ontology annotation, molecular function: chromatin binding; DNA binding. Gene Ontology annotation, biological process: regulation of DNA-templated transcription; chromatin organization. The transcript has 2 exons. Gene Ontology annotation, cellular component: nucleus.